Molecule: messenger RNA, 2362 nt
Organism: Malania oleifera
Lineage: Eukaryota; Viridiplantae; Streptophyta; Magnoliopsida; Santalales; Ximeniaceae
Product: serine/threonine-protein phosphatase PP1
Exons: 3
Coding region: 508-1497 (329 amino acids)
Cellular component (GO): cytoplasm; nucleus
Molecular function (GO): protein serine/threonine phosphatase activity
Source: RefSeq, a predicted model, not a curated record
AGGGCUCAUUAUAUUGGGGUCCCCCUCACCACCGCCCUCACACGUUGUCUUCAACUCCCUCCGUCGAUUUCUAUUCACAGAGAAUCAAAAGGAGCGAGCGGGAAUUGGCGGCUGCGCACUCCCAAAGUUCUCUUUGACAACCGUCGUUUCCUCAAUAAUAUUAGAGAGAGAAAUCACACGCACCCACAUAUUACAAUCUAUAUAUCUAUAUAGAUAGAGAGAAGGGAACAGUUGCGUGCAGUCGCCGGAAUAUGUGCAUGUCGCCCGCGGAUCUGACCGGAAGUAGAACGGAAGAGGGAGAAAUAUGUGGUAUAGCGUUUCCAACGCUAUUUCCGAGACGGGCCUGAUUUAAUAUUGCUUCUUUCUUGAUUUAUCAUCGAUUUAGUGUAAAAAAGCAGUCUUUUUUCCGUGAGAAUAGGAUCUGUAUGCUAUAGCUGUUACUCGGUUUUUUCAUCAAAAAACUGAUUAGAGAAGAAAACGAGGAGGAGGGAACUGGGUUUUUGUUAGAUGGACGAGGGUUUGCUUGAUGAUAUCAUAAGGCGGCUUCUUGACGCGAAGAACGGGCGGACGCCCAGGCACGUACAGCUGACGGAAGCGGAAAUCCGGCAUCUCUGCUUUGCAUCUAGGGAGAUUUUUCUCAGCCAGCCCAAUCUUCUUGAAUUGGAGGCUCCUGUUAAGAUUUGUGGAGAUGUUCAUGGUCAAUAUUCUGAUCUUCUACGAUUAUUUGAGUACGGUGGGUUCCCGCCUAAGGCAAACUAUUUAUUCCUGGGGGACUAUGUUGAUCGUGGUAAGCAGAGCGUAGAGACAAUAUGCCUUCUUCUUGCGUACAAGAUCAAGUACAAGGAAAAUUUCUUUCUUCUUAGGGGCAACCAUGAAUGUGCUUCUAUCAAUCGUAUAUAUGGGUUUUAUGAUGAAUGUAAGAGGAGGUUUAAUGUCCGCCUCUGGAAGACAUUUACAGAUUGCUUUAACUGCCUGCCUGUCGCAGCCCUUAUCGAUGAGAAGAUCAUUUGUAUGCAUGGAGGAUUAUCUCCUGACUUGAAAAACUUGGAUCAGAUCAGGAAUAUUGCUCGCCCAGUUGAUGUACCAGAUCAGGGACUUCUCUGUGAUUUAUUAUGGGCUGACCCUGAUAAAGAUGUUGAAGGCUGGGGAGAAAAUGACAGGGGUGUUUCAUACACAUUUGGGGCUGACAAGGUUACUGAAUUCCUUCAGAAACAUGACCUUGAUCUCAUCUGCCGAGCUCACCAGGUUGUCGAAGAUGGGUAUGAGUUCUUUGCAAGGCGACAGCUGGUGACCAUAUUUUCUGCACCAAAUUAUUGUGGUGAGUUUGAUAAUGCUGGUGCAAUGAUGAGUGUGGACGAUACAUUGACGUGCUCCUUUCAGAUUUUGAAAGCCUCUGAAAAGAAAGGAAAAGUAGGAUUUGGCAACAUGUUGAGACCAGGAACACCUCCUCAUAAGGUACAAAACCCUUACAGCAUUAUGAAGGCACCAAAACUUUAGGAGUUAUAUGAAAGGAAAGGCACAAUGUCAUUGUUGAUAUGUGAAUGCAAUAUUUUAAUGUUCAGUUCCCUUCUGGUGCUGCAGUGAAUGCAGUGGUCUGUCCAUGCUGUGUAAUGACCUCUUUCAUGAGGCCGUGGACAGGUGGUUGUGACUAUUAAUUCCAUGACUUGUAGUAGAUUGCUGGUAGUGUACUAAAAAGACUUGUAAGUUGUAAAGCAGGAUUUGGAAUAGUUGAAAGUUUUUAAUUAUGACUGUCCAUUGCUUUUGAUUACUAAAUGGUUGGGGUAUUCUAUUCUGCUAAUCUCUUGAAGUGAUUACUGUUGCAUGGGAGUCAUUUGCACACUAUAUGACAAAGCUGGUCCUUAACCAGUUUCUUUACAAUAUUAAGCUAUGCCUUUUUCCUGAAGUCUUUAGUGUGACUUGAGUUUUAACUCCCUGCCUUUUGUUACAGGGUGGGAAGGGUUGAUUGGUCAGUGUCGCUCCCACACAAACGAUCAGUAGAAAAAACAGAUCAAAAGCUGUGGUCUGCUGAAUCAUUUUGUGUUGCGUUCCAUUGUUUUUCUGACUUGGAUGAUGUUUCAAGACUUGCUUCUUUGACACUUAUGGAAGUACAUGAACUUUAAGUGCUUUGCCAAUCAGAAUUACCUGAUAUGUUCAUCAUCAAUGCAAUCAUGGGAAAAAGAACAAAAGAGAUGCUGCUGUGGUCAGGGUUGAUUUCCCAGGGUGGGUAAUGUUUGCUUUUUUUUUUUUGGGGGGGGGAGGCGGCAUUGGUGUGGGGUUGUAAAAUUGAAAAUCUUGCUUCGUUUUGUUGAAUUCUGAAUUGGUGUGGGUGUACAAUUUUUUUACUAGCCAUCUUCAUUUUCUA